Molecule: messenger RNA, 1284 nt
Organism: Closterium sp. NIES-65
Lineage: Eukaryota; Viridiplantae; Streptophyta; Zygnematophyceae; Desmidiales; Closteriaceae
Source: the annotation of a GenBank genome assembly
AUGCUGUUCGCCGUCACGACGGAUAAUGCUGAGAACAACAACAAGGCCAUGCGCAUGCUUGCAGGGGAUCCAGCUGAGGGCGCGAUGGCGAGGAUUGAGUUCCCCUUGUUCCACGGAGAUCGUCACGUGCGCUGCAUUGCACAUGUCAUGAACAUUGCAGUGAAGGCGGCAUUGAAGAAAGAUGUGGUGACAGAGGCACUGAAGCGUCUGCGAGCUGUGUGUUCGUACGUCGGGUGGUCAGUCCAGUGCUCGGAGAACUUCGCACGGCAGCAGCGCAUCCUGCUGCGGUGGGAUGAUGCACCCGUGCUUCGUCUGAUUGGUGACUCGCCGACACGAUUGGGGUCCACGUAUGACAUGAUCGUCCGUGCGUUGGAGCUGCAGCAGGCACUGGCCUUGCUCCUCAUGAGGACAGGCGUGAGUGGUGGUGGUACUGGGCGUGGAGUGACUGCAGCAAUGGGCUGGUCUGGUGUGCUAGACAAGCUAGAAAUCUCCUUCCGCAAAGAGGGUGUCACUCCCCUCCGACAGGCUCUCAUCACUGCAGCUUUUGACAAGCUGAAGAAGUACAAGUACGGGGAGAAGGAAGAGCUGAUGGUUGCCACCUUCCUGGACCCCCGCUACAAGACAGUCUUCUUCCAGCUGCCGAAAUGGGAGGCGCGCAAUGCUGCGCACGUGACAGAGGUGGGGGGUUGUGCUAGGAGGGUGCAGGAUGUGGAUGAAGGGACGGUGAUACGGCUGGUGCGUGCGCGUAUGGCCGAGUAUCAGGCGCGGGUGAACACCCGCCGGCAGGGUGGUGAGGUCACGAGUGAUACCGGGGGGGCCAUUGGGCCUAGCAGCGUGACUGGUGGGGCCUCGGGCACGACGGGGGCUGGUGGAGGUGGGGGAGGGGGCUUUGAGCACUCCAUCUUUGACGAGAUGGAUGCCCUGGAGGCAGCUGCUGGAGGGGGGGCACAGGAUGAGGUGGACCGCUAUUUGGCCGAGCCGAGGCAGAGAGGUGGUUGUCCGCUGGCUUUCUGGCGGGCGAGGGAGGAUGUCACAGUUUUGAGAGAGAUGGCGCGUGACUAUUUGGCUGUGCCCGCUACUUCUGCUGCUAGCGAGCGAGCCUUUAGUCAGGGGAGGAACAUUAUUACAUGGCAGCGCCACCGCCUUACUGCUGGCCGCGUACGCGCCGUCAUGGCAAUUAAGUCAUGGAUGGAGCAGAACACUAGCGGCAGGAGCCUCAACAUUGCAGGUGCCGCUCGGGUGCUCGAUGACCUUUGUUAUGAGGGUGAGGGUGAUGGGUUCUGA